Messenger RNA from Miscanthus lutarioriparius, 744 nucleotides. Lineage: Eukaryota; Viridiplantae; Streptophyta; Magnoliopsida; Poales; Poaceae. The record is from the annotation of a GenBank genome assembly.
AUGGCCUUCGUCUCUGCAACCUCCGCCGCCUCCGCCUCCGCCACCUCCUUCCUCUCCGUCCUGUCCCCAGAUCGCAGCGUUGGCGCGUGCGUCUGCCCGCGGCGCCGGCAGCCGUUCUCAGCUCCGUUUCACGCGGCGAAGGGCCCCAACUCGGCGCCGGUGGUGUUGGAGAGCAAGGCUAAGGAAAGAAGAAGAAGGGAACCUGUUCCAGACAACUUCCCAUUUGAAAUAAUUGACGAAGAUGGUAUGAGCGUGGUUAUUUUGAGAAGGGACUACAAGGAUGAGAAGAUUGAGGUUACUGUCAGCAUGCCUAAUUUAGAAGGAGGCCCUGAAUUUGAUGAUGAGGAUGGUGAGGGCGAUGGUGAGAGUUCUGCCAAGGAUGAUGAAGAAGCAGAAGAAGAUGAUGAGAGUGCCGGAGAUAGCAGCAUUUCUCUUAAGGUGGUAGUUUCCAAAGACUCUGGCCCAAAGCUUGAGUUCACAUGCACAGCCUUUCGUGAGGAGAUCACCAUUGAUGAUAUGCUAAUAGUAGAGAGAACAGACGAUGAUGGAGAAGAGAAGUUCCCUUAUGAGGGCCCUGAGUUCAUCGAGCUCCCUGUGAAUGUUCAGAAAGGCCUGUUCAAAUACUUGGAGCAAAGGGGGGUAACGCUGUCGGCUACCAACUAUAUGCACGACUACAUGGUGACUAAGCAGGCUCAGGAGUACAUCCGGUGGAUGACUAAGCUGAAGGAUUUCGUCAAGCAAUGA